Molecule: messenger RNA, 1293 nt
Organism: Scomber japonicus (chub mackerel)
Lineage: Eukaryota; Metazoa; Chordata; Actinopteri; Scombriformes; Scombridae
Gene: c17h1orf198
Product: chromosome 17 C1orf198 homolog
Exons: 6
Coding region: 13-1158 (381 amino acids)
Source: RefSeq, a predicted model, not a curated record
AAGAAGCUGAAGAUGGCGGCCGCGACCGUCGCGGGGCUCGACGCGCACAGGAUGGAGGAGAAGAAGCUGGAGUACUUCUCCUCCAUCAACUCCAUGGCCAGGAAGAUCAUGCAGGAGCGGGAGAAGAUAAAGAGCAAACACGGCUCGUCCUGGGACAAGAUGAGCCCGGAGGAGCAGGACAGCGCCAUCGACAGCUGGAUGAUGGACCCGCAGGUUCGAGCCCGGUAUGCAGCGCACCGGCUGGAGCGGCCGGAGGUGGUGUGUUACCCGAAGCUGCUGCUCCAAACCGGGCAGAAGAUGGUUCACUUCGGGGAGGAGGACAUCACGUGGCAGGACGAGCACUCUGCGCCCUUCUCAUGGGAAACCAGGAGCCAGCUGGAGUUCAGCCUGACGUUGGGUUCAGUGGAUCCGAUCACAGCGUCGUCUCAGAGCGACUCCAAGCCCACCAAGCUUCCUCACCAGAGUCAGCUGGGCAAGAACACGCCAGGAAACAAGGUGUGUGUGAGCGAGAGCCGCAGACCGGAGGAGGAGUCGUCCUUCUGGAAGAUCAGCGCUGAGCGAUCCCGACUGGAAGGAGAACAGAAUGACUUCACGUCUCUGACUCCGAGUCAGAUCAAGUCUCUGGAGAAAGGAGAGAAGUCUCUGCCCUCGUACCUGAGACAGGAGACCUCGCUUCCCUCCAAGGAUCCGGAUCCAGCAGACCUGCAUCCUCCGGCUUCCAGCAGGUCCACCAAGCAGCGAGCUCCCAAACCCCCGGCCCCUCAGCCCCCCCUCCCCCUCUCCGUGCCCCCCUCCGUGCCCCUCUCCGUCCCCGUGCCCAUCCCGGUCGCCGUCAGCGCCACGCCGGCCUCCAUCUCCAUCUCCCCGAGCCCGGCGCCGCCCGUCAGCGUGUCGUCGUCGGUGGCGGGGUGGGAGCGGUCUCAGAGCACGCUGCCCUCCGCCGGAAACACACACGACGAAGUCUUCUCCCCCGCCAUGAUGAGCAAGACCCCCCCCCAGCCCCCCCCCACCGCCGACAGGAAGGACAGGAAGAAGGAGAAGAGAGAGAAGGAGAAGGAGAAGGAGGAGGAGGCGUCACCCAACAGCCCCACCUUCUCCCAGUUCAACACAAGCAGCAACAUCCUGAAGACUGGGUUCGACUUCUUAGACAACUGGUAACCAUGGAGACGGGUCGCUGCUCUGAACGGACCAUCACCAUCAUCACCAUCAUCAUCAUCAUCAUCUUCAUCACUCUGAAGAAGGACCGCACUCAUCAUGUCUGUAAUCACCCUCAGUGGCUUGUUAAGGCACCCC